Manduca sexta (tobacco hornworm) is the source of this 3002-nucleotide messenger RNA. Its product is annotated as juvenile hormone esterase. The record is from RefSeq and is a predicted model, not a curated record. The transcript is spliced from 7 exons. NCBI's taxonomy places the organism in Eukaryota, Metazoa, Arthropoda, Insecta, Lepidoptera, Sphingidae. The coding region runs from base 110 to 1855 and encodes 581 amino acids.
CUACUCAAACGUCUCGCCUUGCAGGAGGACGUGUUUGGAGAUAAUUCAUGUAUAAAUACAGCGGUCAGAGACGCGCGGCGCACACAACGCCAAUCCACGCUUACGGGCCAUGUCACUCCGGGCGGUCGCGUUCGUACUCGCUGUGCUGUGCUGCGCACGGCACGUAAAGACAAGCAGUUGUCACGAUGGUUGCCAGGUGAGGGUAGAGCUGACCUCAGGCCCCAUCUGCGGCAGCGUGGAGGUGGCGGAAAAUGCCACCCAUUACUACAGCUUCCAGGGCAUACCAUACGCCAAACCACCCACUGGCGCCAGGCGAUUCGCUGAGUUAGAAGACUGUGACCCAUGGGUCGAGCCUCUCCUGACCAUCGAAGAAGGCCCCGCAUGUCCCCAGCUUGAUAUCAUCUACGGCAGCAUUCCUGUGCAAAAAAAGGGCAUGCUCGAAGACUGCAUGUACGCCAACGUCUACGUGCCAGAGAGUGCACACUUGAACUGUACAGAUAAUGACGACGAAGGGCUCCCCAUACUGGUGAACAUCCACGGCGGUGGCUACCAGACCGGCUCCGGAAACUCUGAUCUUCACGGUCCUGAAUACUUAAUGUAUAAGGGCAAUGUAAUCGUGAUGUCGUUUAACUACAGGCUUAACGUGUUUGGUUUUCUUUCACUGGACUCCGAAAAGAUUCCAGGCAAUAACGGGCUUCGCGACAUGGUCAAAUUCCUGAAAUGGGUGCAGAAAAACGCAAGGGCUUUUGGUGGCAACCCUAAAAACGUGACACUUAUCGGCCAAAGCGUGGGCUCUGCCAGCGUACAUUUGAUGACAUUAACUAAAGCUACGGAGGGUUUGUUCCAAAGAGGGAUAAUGAUGAGCGGCACUGCCAUACCUAUGUUCUUCAGUGCAUCAAAAACAUUUGCGAAGUAUGUGGCCGACUUGUUCCUGAAAGCCGCCGGUAUCACCGCCACUGACCCUGACGAAAUCCAUCAAAAGCUGAUCGAAAUGCCUCUGAAUGAUAUCAUGUACGCCAACAGUAUCGCGCAGAACUUAACUGGUCUCACGACCUUCGUGCCCGUGGUCGAGAGCGACCACCCGGGCGUUACCAAAAUUUUAGACGACGAACCCAUCGAACUGAUCGCGAAGGGCCGCGGCUCCAACAUACCAUUGAUCGCAGGUUUCACAAAUAACGAGGCUGUAUUCUUUAGAAGAGUUGCAGUUUACUUAAACAUGUUGGAACGUGUGCGCCAAGACAAUAGGGUCGUCAUGCCGUUGAGGUUGGCUUACGGUUUAAAUGCCAGCGAAGCGGAAUCAAUAGCAGACAAAAUAAUGGAUUAUUAUUUCAGUGAAUCGUUAGACAUGGACAAACUGUUGAAUUCCAUUUCAAACUUAUUCUUCGUGUAUCCUACGCUUAAAUUGGCUCAAGUCCGAUCAGCCUUAGGUGCUGCGCCAUUGUAUUUAUACGAGUACUCGUACGAGAGCAAGAACAGCAUGAUCAAGCGCGCGCUGUGGGAGCAGUACCAAGGGGCUGCACAUGUCGAGGACUUAACCUUCCUCUUUCGCACCAACACGCUGAUGGGCGACUACGUGUCCUUCCCUCCCAAGGACAGUGACGACCAUAUGAAAGAUUGGAUGACUGAUUUUGUUCUUAACUUCAUCCGUUGCAAUAAUCCAACUUGCAACAACGAUACAUCGUCUCCAUGGCUGCCUGCAGACCACACACAUCUACGUCUCCUAUCCAUAGCCGAGCCGAAGGUGUACAAAAUGACGGAACUAUCAGAUACACAGAAAUCCAUAGUUAACUUCUACGACUCCGUAGACCCGCAUACCAAGGCUCUGACGAAAACUUUGAACAUCAGGCCUGUGUAAUAACCAUCGCGUAUGGAGACCAGCGGCGUGCACAUCGGAAUAUUUAUACAUACCCCUAAAGCCAAAUGUGUGAUUUCGUUUAUAAUUCGUAUGUUUAGUGUUGUUAUUAUUUCGGACAUCAGUUGUAUUUACACAUCUGUAUGUACAGACUGUGGCGUUGAUAUCCUUGGAUUUUUAUGAGUAUCGUAAAAACUAGCCCUGAUGAUCCAAACGAACUACCAAAACAGAAUAUGAAUGGUGUUUUUAUAUUGUGCGCAUGUAAUCAAUUACCUUGACCGCUAAUAUCUCGUUAUUUUUGUUAUUUUGAUUGACUCAUAUUAUAGAUUUAUCAUGAGUGCCUUUACUGGUGGUUUACAAUCCAAUUUCAUAUAAUUAUAAAGCUACUUCUUUUGCUAAUGAACGCCACAGCAGCACGACAGAGGAAGGGUCCAUAUAACCCGAUUUCUUCUGUAAUAUUUGUGGUCAACCUUAAAAUAUAUUUCCUACAGCUGGAUUCGAUCCCGAGACUUUAGACCAUCAGUCAUACCGCGCUCGCAAUAAAAUUAAGCCAGUUAGGCAGUCAGGCUUCGAAUUAAUAGUCAGGGUUUUGAACUGUGCUUAAAAAUUAUAUGUAAAGGCAAUUUGUAAUCAAUUUGUAAAAGCAAACAUUAAGAAAGUUGCUUUUAAGACCCAUCAACUUACAAUCAUAUAACAAUUUAUGUAUAUAACGUAAUACAACUUUAGUUAUUGUCCUCUUAGGGUACUUCAAGAGUGAUGCGUUAUUCCCAAUGGAUAUCAGACUAUAUUUGAAAAAUAAUAAAGUUAUGCGGGAUACUGUAGUAAUGAAAUACUACUCGAAUUUGUUCGGGCGCGAAAAUGCUGAACGGAAUUACAAGAUAAUCGGAAUCGGAAUUAUAUCGAGGAAGAGUUAAAUAAUGAAAAUAAAAUAAUACAUGAUCUAAAUUACUGACACAAUUUUAAAAUUCUUUUCAAUAGAUAAAUUUUUGACACCUUAGUUUUUUAUUAGUUUCAUAUGCCAUUUAAGUUAUUAUAUUUAACUGCCAAAACUGGUCUGGUCUAUAAAGUUAUUAGUUAGGGUGUACAUAUUGUUAUAAUUUUUCUUUGUAUAACAUUGAUACAUGUGUAAUAAAUGUGAUGUUGCAUUAAA